Messenger RNA from Phialemonium atrogriseum, 828 nucleotides. RefSeq lists its product as uncharacterized. The transcript is spliced from 2 exons. Lineage: Eukaryota; Fungi; Ascomycota; Sordariomycetes; Cephalothecales; Cephalothecaceae. The record is from RefSeq and is a predicted model, not a curated record. The coding region runs from base 142 to 681 and encodes 179 amino acids.
ACAAAUAUAGAACCGACAUGAUGAUUGGUUCCAUCCCGCUCCCGUUGCCCCUGCAACGGUAUGUUGACCGAAUUUGACGCUUGCAAGACCCCUUAAUCAUUUGGGCUAAUCACUGCCGCGACCAGCAAAAUCCUCUGCGGCAUGUGGCUCUGCACCGGCCUCUCCAUCACGGUCGCCACACUUUUACGCUGCAUACUGUGUCUCAAAGACGUCGAUUCGAUUAAUGUCGGCACCACUUGGUCCAUUCGGGAAACGUUCGUUGGGAUCAUCGCCGUCAACGUCCCCGUCCUCGGCCCAUGGAUCGCACGAACCGCCGUCCGCACCAUCAGCACCGCGAAGAGUUCCAGCGGGUUGAGGGGCGGUGGCGGCCGCAGCAACAUGAACUCGCCUGGCGCAAGCGACGCUCACAAGGGCGGCGGGCACCAGCUCUUGCGACUGGAGCGCCGGGCCAAGGAGAACCGGGUCCGACGCGGCAUGGGCUGGACGACCAUCGAGGAGAAUGGCAGCGAGGAGGGGAUCGUCAAGGCCGAGGACGAGCUCGAGUCACAUCAGAGGAAUCAUGGCGUUGAGAUCUCGGCGAGAAGUGAGGGCUCGACUGGUGGGAGCGCUAGUGAGGAGUAUGCCGAUGAUAUGCAAGGGAUUCGUAUCAAGAGGACAAAUGACCUUUGCACGAUGGCGUGAUGGAUGUACGCGGCAUAUUAGGAAGAGUUGCAAAACAGGCAAGGGACGCAACCAAACAAGGAGUGUGCUCCAGCAGCCAGUAAACCUAGAUGUAUUAUUAAUAUACAGAGGGAAAAGAGAUUGAAUUAACCAGAAUUUGAGUUGGCG